Molecule: messenger RNA, 1252 nt
Organism: Mandrillus leucophaeus (drill)
Lineage: Eukaryota; Metazoa; Chordata; Mammalia; Primates; Cercopithecidae
Gene: ONECUT1
Product: one cut homeobox 1
Exons: 2
Coding region: 69-1208 (379 amino acids)
Biological process (GO): regulation of transcription by RNA polymerase II
Cellular component (GO): nucleus
Molecular function (GO): DNA-binding transcription factor activity, RNA polymerase II-specific; RNA polymerase II cis-regulatory region sequence-specific DNA binding
Source: RefSeq, a predicted model, not a curated record
GCGGCAGCGAUUACCACCACCACCACCGGGCCCCCGAGCACAGCCUGGCCGGUCCCCUGCACCCCACCAUGACCAUGGCCUGCGAGACUCCCCCAGGUAUGAGCAUGCCCACCACCUACACCACCUUGACCCCUCUGCAGCCGCUGCCGCCCAUCUCCACAGUAUCGGACAAGUUCCCCCACCAUCACCACCACCACCAUCACCACCACCACCCGCACCACCACCAGCGCCUGGCGGGCAACGUGAGCGGUAGCUUCACGCUCAUGAGGGAUGAGCGCGGGCUGGCCUCCAUGAAUAACCUCUAUACCCCCUACCACAAGGACGUGGCCGGCAUGGGCCAGAGCCUCUCGCCCCUCUCCAGCUCCGGUCUGGGCAGCAUCCACAACUCCCAGCAAGGGCUCCCCCACUAUGCCCACCCGGGGGCCGCCAUGCCCACCGACAAGAUGCUCACCCCCAACGGCUUCGAAGCCCACCACCCGGCCAUGCUCGGCCGCCACGGGGAGCAGCACCUCACGCCCACCUCGGCCGGCAUGGUGCCCAUCAACGGCCUUCCUCCGCACCAUCCCCACGCCCACCUGAACACCCAGGGCCACGGGCAGCUCCUGGGCACAGCCCGGGAGCCCAACCCUUCGGUGACCGGCGCGCAGGUCAGCAAUGGAAGUAAUUCAGGGCAGAUGGAAGAGAUCAAUACCAAAGAGGUGGCGCAGCGUAUCACCACCGAGCUCAAGCGCUACAGCAUCCCACAGGCCAUCUUCGCGCAGAGGGUGCUCUGCCGCUCCCAGGGGACCCUCUCGGACCUGCUGCGCAACCCCAAACCCUGGAGCAAACUCAAAUCCGGCCGGGAGACCUUCCGGAGGAUGUGGAAGUGGCUGCAGGAGCCGGAGUUCCAGCGCAUGUCCGCGCUCCGCUUAGCAGCAUGUAAAAGGAAAGAACAAGAACAUGGGAAGGAUAGAGGCAACACACCCAAAAAGCCCAGGUUGGUCUUCACAGAUGUCCAGCGUCGAACUCUACAUGCAAUAUUCAAGGAAAAUAAGCGUCCAUCCAAAGAAUUGCAAAUCACCAUUUCCCAGCAGCUGGGGUUGGAGUUGAGCACUGUCAGCAACUUCUUCAUGAACGCAAGGAGGAGGAGUCUGGACAAGUGGCAGGACGAGGGCAGCUCCAAUUCAGGCAACUCAUCUUCUUCAUCAAGCACUUGUACCAAAGCAUGAAGGAAGAACCACAAACUAAAACCUCGGUGGAAAAGCUUUAAAUU